Molecule: messenger RNA, 2547 nt
Organism: Jaculus jaculus (lesser Egyptian jerboa)
Lineage: Eukaryota; Metazoa; Chordata; Mammalia; Rodentia; Dipodidae
Gene: Necab1
Product: N-terminal EF-hand calcium binding protein 1
Exons: 13
Coding region: 70-1128 (352 amino acids)
Biological process (GO): regulation of amyloid precursor protein biosynthetic process
Cellular component (GO): cytoplasm
Molecular function (GO): calcium ion binding
Source: RefSeq, a predicted model, not a curated record
CGCCGGGUCCCAGCGCAGCAUCCGCCCAGUCCCGGUCCCACCCGCCCGCCGGAGUCCAGGCUUGUGAGGAUGGAGGAGUCCCAGGAGACGUCGCCGUCCUCCAACAACUCCACUGAAGAGCUCAGCUCUGCCCUGCAGCUAUCCAAGGGCAUGUCGAUCUUCCUCGACAUACUGAGGAGGGCAGACAAAAAUGAUGAUGGAAAAUUAUCCUUUGAGGAAUUCAAAGCAUAUUUUGCAGAUGGAGUUCUCAGUGGAGAAGAACUGCACGAGCUCUUCCACACCAUUGAUACGCACAACACUAACAAUCUUGACACAGAAGAACUAUGUGAAUAUUUUUCUCAGCAUUUGGGCGAGUAUGAAAAUGUACUGGCAGCACUUGAAGACUUAAAUCUCUCCAUCUUGAAAGCAAUGGGAAAAACAAAGAAAGACUACCAAGAAGCCUCCAACUUGGAACAAUUUGUCACUCGAUUUUUACUGAAGGAAACAUUAAAUCAGUUGCAGUCUCUCCAGAAUUCUCUUGAAUGUGCCAUGGAAACAACUGAGGAGCAAACCCGUCAAGAAAGGCAGGGCCCAGCCAAACCAGAAGUCCUGUCCAUCCAAUGGCCUGGAAAGCGAUCAAGCCGACGAGUUCAGAGACACAACAGCUUUUCUCCCAACAGCCCUCAAUUUAAUGUCAGCAGUCCAGCCUUAUUGGAAGAAGACAACCAGUGGAUGACCCAGAUAAACAGACUCCAGAAAUUAAUUGAUAGACUAGAAAAGAAGGAUCUGAAACUUGAACCUUUGGAAGAAGAAGUUAUUGAAGAAACUACUAAACCUCACAUCAUGCUCGUGCAACGCCAAAUGUCUGUCAUAGAAGAGGACUUGGAAGAAUUCCAGCUUGCUCUGAAGCACUAUGUGGACAGUGCUUCCGCCCAAAGUGGAUGCUUGCGUAUUUCUAUACAGAAGCUGUCUAAUGAAUCCCGCUACAUGAUUUAUGAGUUCUGGGAGAAUAGCAGUGUGUGGAAUCGCCAUCUUCAGAUGAAUUACAGCAAGACAUUCCAAAGAAGUAACGUGGAUUUCUUGGAAACUCCAGAACUCACAUCUACUAUGCUAGUCCCUGCAUCAUGGUGGAUCCUCAACAACAAUUAGACAUUUUCUUCAUUGUUCCAAGUGAAAAACAAGUGUUUUUACCUAAACUGUUGACUAGAAAAUUCUCUGUCAUUGCUGAUCUGCUGUAUACUUCAUUUAAUGUAUUUAAGUGUAUUCUCCUAAAGUAUAUGCUACAAAAAGUUUCAAAGUUUGUUGAUACUCUUAACAUUAGACACUAAUUGUUUUGCUCCAUUGUAAUCUAAUUAUUGUGGCAAAAUCCUAAUAUGUGAUAAAAGGUACAUACAUAAAGUAAUAAAAUGUGAAAAUUAUAGUAAGAAAAAUUUAAGGUGAAACUUUUAGACUAUUGCUUCAUAGGACAGAUUUUGUAGAUCACCACAUUGAAUCAAUGUCUUGUAAUCUUUUUAUUAUUGUACUUUUCUGUUAAUGAAAUAUUCUUCAAUAAUGUUGACUCCAUUUCCAUCACAUGCUCCUACAACUCUUUUCUUUAUAUUACUUUUAAAAUUAGUAUAUAAGCAAUCCUGGAUAUAACCUGUAGAAUCUCUAUCCAUAUGUUAGAUCAUAAACUGAUAAAUUACAAGUGCACAAUUUUGUGAAUAGGUGGUGUGCCAUUCACUAAUGUAGCACUGUUAUAUCACUUAAUAGCAUUGUAAUUCUCCAUAUGUAAGUUAAACAUUAUUAAGAAAGUUUUACUUUGGGGAAAUACAACUUAAACUUCAUGGCAUAUGGCUAUGAUAUAUGAUACAGACAGCUAACUUUUCUUGUGAAAAUAGAAAUUUGCAUUUAGGUAGAUUUUAAAAUACAGUACUACUUUAACAAUAAAGUUUAAACCCAAUGAAUAAAGAGGAAACAGAAAGUAAGCACAAAACUUCAAGGCAGAAGAUACCUAUUUUAUAGUUUUACACUUAGAUAAUUAAUAAUUUAUAUCUUAUCUACUCUUCUCUACAAAUCCAUAAGCUAAAUAUUUUCAGUAAAAACUUCUGGUUAUAGAUGCUGCUAUGAUAAUACAACACAGGUGACAGUGUGAUCCAUGUUAUCCUCUUGUCCACAUUCCUUUGAGAUGCUAGGCCUUCAGGAAAAAAAUGUUAAGUUUUCCUAUCUUCAUGUUGGAAAACUCAGGAAAAGGGUAGGAUUGAAUGAAAUUUUUAUUUCAUAAAUAUAAGGUUUGACCUGGAAUACUUUUCUCAAACCAAUUUACAGAAUACUAACUUUUAUGAAAUACGUUUUUAUACUUCACUCCUCCAUCAAUCUAAUUAAAAUUCUUACAGUUUCUGUUAGACAUUAAGUAGCAAAUUUUAACAUACAUUUACACAAAAGUUAUGUGUGUGUGUGUGUGUGUGUGUGUGUGUGUCCAACUUCAAAGAUGCCAAGCACUAAGAAAAUGUUUGGCUGAACUCUUUUAAUAGAAACAUAUACAAAGCCAGGAGCAUUGAUUGAGCUGUUGUUCAGCAAUUAUUCUGA